AUUGAAUCCCUUUUGGAGGAGAUAUGGCCUUCUUAUCUUGGAGGCCGCUUACGAUGAAACUUGAAAACAGCAUAACGGUUCGGAAUAAUAAGUGUUGGAUUAGUGAUUCUUGUCAAUCUCUUGGGUUUCCUGUUCUUACAAAGUUUCCUUCCACACUCUGGAUCAAAAGGUACAAGCAGCAAGUAUUCUUAUGUCGAAAGAACAAUCAACACUGCAACCCUUUCUUGAUAGUGAACAGAAUGGACAUAUAUGAUACAACCUUAAGAGAUGGAGCACAGGGUGAAAAUAUCUCUUUUACAGUUAUCGACAAACUUCGAAUUGCAAAAGCUUUGGAUGAAUUUGGAGUUCAGUACAUAGAAGGUGGUUGGCCUGGAAGUAAUCCUAAGGAUGUAGAAUUUUUCAAGAGAGCCAAGCAAGAACUGCAUUUGUGUCGUGCCAAGUUGGUAGCUUUUGGGAGUACUCGAAGAAAAGGCAUUCGUUGUCAAGAUGAUGUUAAUCUUAGGCUACUAAUAGAAGCAGAAACUUCAGUAGUAACCAUUGUAGCCAAGUCGUGGAAGGAACAAGUGAUUAACGUUUUAAAUGUUUCUUUAGAAGAAAAUUUGGCUAUGAUUGAGGAAUCAGUUCGGUUUUUGAAGGAGCAUGAUAAGGAAGUGAUGGUAGAUGCUGAACACUUCUUUGAUGGAUAUAGCCACAAUGCUUCUUAUGCUUUGGCUUGUUUGGAUGCAGCAAUUCGUGGCGGAGCUGAUGUCUUAGUAUUAUGUGAUACGAAUGGAGGUUGUUUGCCUUGGCAUAUUUAUGAAACAACCAGUUCUGUUGCCAGUCAUUUUGGUAGUCAACAAAGGAUUGGCAUACAUUGUCAUAAUGAUAUGGAAUUGGCUGUAUCUAAUAGUUUAUCAGCUGUUUAUGCUGGAGCUUCACUUGUACAAGGAACUAUGAAUGGUUAUGGAGAACGCACUGGGAAUGCCAAUCUAAUCAGUAUUAUUCCAACUCUUCAACUGAAAAUGAAUUAUAAUGUAGUUGGUUCGAAGUUGAUAUCUUUGACAGAAUUAUCAAGAUGGAUGGAUGAAGUAACCAACGUUCCUCAUCAACCUUCACGACCUUAUGUUGGAGAUUGUGCUUUUGCCCAUAAGGGUGGAUUGCAUGUAUCUGCAAUUUUAAAGGAUGAGCGAUCUUAUCAACACAUUGAUCCUUCUCUAGUAGGAAAUCGAAAACGGAUGUUGAUUUCAGAGCUUUCAGGAAGAGGAAAUAUUGUUGAUAAGAUGAAGCAGAUGGGAAUCGUAACAGACUCUCAGUUGCAAGAUCCUGAAUGGAAACGACGUAUUCAAGGAAUCUUGGAACAAGUCAAAUCAUUAGAGAAUAAAGGUUAUACCUUUGAAGGUGCGGAAGCUUCCAUAGAAUUGAUGAUACGACGAAGUUUGAAUAAUUAUCGUUCUCCUUUCGAAUUGUUGGAUUUCACAGUGUUGACUGGCAACAAGAGAGUGUAUUAUGCAGUCGGAGAGUCUAACAAUAUUUUAACUCAUGGAGUUUAUUCAUCUGAAACUUUCCGUAACGAAUCUAUCACACAAGCUAUUGUCAAGCUUGGAAUUUUGGAGACUUCAAAUGGUGCAUGCCCUAUAGAAAGGACUAGAUGUUUCGAAGCAGCUGAAGGAAAUGGUCCUCUGAAUGCUGUCAACCUUGCACUGAAGAAGGCUCUUGUUCGGGUUCAUGCUCCUUUAGAACAUGUCAAUCUUCAAGAUUACAAGGUGCGUAUUUUGGAUAAUGAAUCUGCAACAGCUGCUGUUACUCGUGUUAUGGUGGAGUUUUAUGAUGCAGAAACCAAAUGUGUUUGGAGUACAGUUUGUGCACAUUCCAAUAUUAUUGUUGCAAGUGUUCAAGCACUGAUGGAUGGAUUCGAAUAUGCGUUGCUUCAGAGAUUGCCUGCUUGUUUUAUUGCUUCUGAAGGAGAGUCUUCUGAAAAAAGCGCCGUUCUUUUAUAAAAUGAAUAUGAAUGAAUGACA
Molecule: messenger RNA, 1997 nt
Organism: Galdieria sulphuraria
Lineage: Eukaryota; Rhodophyta; Bangiophyceae; Galdieriales; Galdieriaceae
Product: 2-isopropylmalate synthase
Exons: 1
Coding region: 24-1976 (650 amino acids)
Biological process (GO): L-leucine biosynthetic process
Molecular function (GO): 2-isopropylmalate synthase activity
Source: RefSeq, a predicted model, not a curated record